CGCGAGUGUCUGCCUAGCAGACGUCUUUUCUCUGUCAUGACACACUACAGAUGCAUAGUUUUGUGAUGAAACAUCAGUAAAUCCCGUCUGUUUACAUUUUCAGACUGAAGUUUGAUAGGUAUCAACAGUUGUGAACUGAAGAUUGUGCACCUGUCUCAAGAUGCCAGGUAGCGGACCAGUGUAUCAGCCAACAACUGUCAGUUACGAACAGCAUGGGCCGUCUGGUUACCUUAGCCAAACUGUUAGCCAGGGUCUACGGGGGGCUAGGUGUACACAAUGGCUCCUCCUUAUUUUGGGUUUAUUUUCAUUAGCAGCUGGUCUGAUUAUGGUAAUUGAGGGUGCUGUGGACAUAGGGAACAAACAUCAACAUGAAAUAGACUCAAGUAACAGUAAUUUACCGGAAGGUGAAUCUACAGAUUUGGUGAUUUUGAUCAUUGGUGCCAUCCUAAUGUUGAUUGGACUCCUGAUGUUAUCAUAUUAUGUACGAGCCGAGAGACGUCGCAAGAAUUGUCCUUGCUUCCCAUCUAAGGAACAGCGCAUGGCACGCCAACUCCGAGAAAAUCAAGCGGGCAAUGGACAGAUUUUGACGCUGAACCCGUCUACCGACCUGCUGGUCACUGCGCAGUAUGCCCCAGUGUCGGAGGUCGCGUAUCAACCUCCCAACCUGGUUGCUGAUGAAGAGGAACGACGCAAGUUAAUGGGCAGUGAUAAUAAAGACUGCGUAUUGGGACGAUGCAGCAGCGUGGGAAAGGCUUCUGGAUACCGAAACUUCCGACGACAACGUAAGAUUUCGAUGACCAACUUCAGAAGACCCCCAUCAGUUGGCUCUGGUCCUAGUAUAGCUCCAUUGGCAUGUGGCGAAGAGAUAACCCCUUCAUUACGGUCGUCCUUCGCUAGUAUAUACUAUAAUAUGACACCAUAUGACUCAAAACUUUCUUUGGAUGAAGAGGAUUCUUCAUCAGUGUGUAGUGACAUGCUGUGACGUGUUGGUUGUGUUUAGCAUUUAGUCAUGUGUGUCAGUUUUCCUAUUGCUUAUUUGUGCAUGACUGAUCCUUUUUUUUUUUUUUUUUUUCUCAAAACUAAAAGGAAAUCAGUAUCACAUACCUCAAUUUUACAGCAUGAUUGAAGAACUUUUGAGCACUUUUGUUAACACAAGAGUUUUGAAACAGUAAAUUAAAUUUUGCACUUAGACAUUAUAGGUUGGAAGAGUCUGUGAUCUGACUGUGGAGCAUAUUAGUGUUAUGCUUCCUUAUUUGUGUAAGGGAUGGUUUCAUUGCAGCUUGUAAUCUUUUAUUUUUUUGCAACUACGCAUGAAAUUGUGCUUGAACUUACAUAAUUACACUCAUUGCUUGCAUUGUAAGCAACAUUAUAAACAAGUCCUACACUCAUCUCUCAAAUAGCUAAUGGCACAAACUGUAUGCAUCCAGCAUUUGCUACAAUAUUUGGCCAGAUUUUCCUUGCCAAUUAUUUAUUUGCACUCCAAAGUGCAUCAGAAACCUGCUUCCUUUCAUCUUGCUAAACUUCCUCUUGCCAUUUUUCUUACUCAUCAAAAAAAAAAAAAGUUAGCAGUAGAGCUAGAUCUAUCUUUCAGGGUUACCUGGUAAAAGUAAAUAGUAUGAAUGGUGAAAGCAUUCAUGGUUACCAUAUCUUACUGGAAUGUCGUGAGUUACUCUUAGCUGAGGUAAAAUUCAAGUCAUUGUUGGACUUAAAGAAAAAAUGUCUUAUAGCUAACUUAAAAAGUAAUUGUAAUGUUUGGAACUGAACCGAUGUAUGUAUGUUAACUGGUAAGGCUCGGCCUCCAAGUCUCUCUAAUGUUAGUAUUUUAAAGAGCUACCAUGAGUAACAUUUGAUGGCCUAUGCUGUCUUCAUAACAUAACUGACUGAACUGAAGGUUUAUACAAAAUGUUCAAAAGCAUAAAUUUUACAUCACAUUGCUGAAAAUGACAGUACAAACGUAAAUUUAGCUGACCACAAAUCAGGUUUGCAUAAUACUGUUAAGAAGUUAAUUUUAAAUUUGACUUUUAUUGCUAAACUGUGUACUUAAGCAAUCCUGUCUUCAAGGAUAAGCCACUUUCUUUCUUCCUAGUAAAAUUGAAAUUUCUUUAUAAUUUUUACCUUUCAAUAUUGAUUGAACUUUUGAGGAAUGAUCUAUUCAUAACUUGUACCUGCAUCUAUGGCACAGCAAUCAUUUAAUUUCUGUGCUUCAGUAUUUGAAUAGUGUAAUGCAGUUGGUCCAAUAGAUAGUAUUAUUUAUAAUUUUGCUAAUAGUGUCUCAUAUUUUAGAUCUGUUGUUUUAUUUAAAUGAUUUCCUCUGUUUUCUUUUAAUUCUUUAAAAAAUGUUUGGCCUUUUGGUUUUGUUUUCUUUAAAGGCAGUUGACAACCUGGUUGUGAUUUGGAUGCGGCACAUGAGUAACUUAUCAGUAUUUGGAAUCUUGAAUUAUGAUUUUGUUGUGACUGUCCUGUCUUAUAUGUCUGUUUUUCCUUUUUAUUUUAUUUUAUUUUAGAUUUUUAUUUUGUUUGACUUGGCAAAUUCUCUUCAUGUCCGAAAGCACUUUUAACUCUGAAACCUCAUUACCUUAGUGUACAGUAGUGUACAGUGAAGCUUCUUGAACUUUGUACAAUGGCUUUAAGAAAUUUGUAAAUUCGUUUCCUUGUAAAAGUAGAAUGCCAGGCAACUGCAUGAAUUGUAGCGUUCAUUAUUCCAUAGUCUAGUUUAUUUUUCUGUUAUGAAUUAUUAGAAUCCAUGUAAUAGAAUCAUGCAUGAGAAUGAGAUAGAAACCAAAUUUGGAAACAAAAGAAUCUCUUCAUACAUAAACUUCUGUAUAAUAAAUUGUUUGAUUCAACAUUAAUGUACUGCCUUUUUUUGCCUCAAACAGAGACUGCUUUUUAAAAUAAUGUACAAGCCCUUUUGCAAUGUUAAGCGUCUUUAUGUUUUGUUUCACUUUAAGAAUACCAUGAUUAAAAUUUAUUAUUAAACUUUGA
Thrips palmi is the source of this 2982-nucleotide messenger RNA. RefSeq lists its product as uncharacterized. The transcript has 6 exons. The coding region runs from base 161 to 982 and encodes 273 amino acids. Lineage: Eukaryota; Metazoa; Arthropoda; Insecta; Thysanoptera; Thripidae. The record is from RefSeq and is a predicted model, not a curated record.